Molecule: messenger RNA, 2466 nt
Organism: Gamsiella multidivaricata
Lineage: Eukaryota; Fungi; Mortierellomycota; Mortierellomycetes; Mortierellales; Mortierellaceae
Exons: 5
Coding region: 318-2219 (633 amino acids)
Biological process (GO): protein localization to membrane; vacuolar transport
Cellular component (GO): membrane
Source: RefSeq, a predicted model, not a curated record
AUCAUGGGAGCGGAAGCAAUGACGAGGACAGUAACGAUGACGACUCGAACAAGAAUGGCGGGCAUGAAGGGAAUGAUAGCGGCGAAGGCGAAGAGGAAGAAGAGAAGGAAGAGGAAGACGACGAAAAGGAAGAUGACAAGGACGACAAGGGCCAAGACGCGUGCCUGAACCCGACGCGUCUAGACCGCCAUUAUGAUGGGAUGACUGACCAAUGAGCGAUCGUUUGAUAUACUAGGGAUAUCUUACUCUGUGGGCUUCACUGCAGUUUUGGAGACUGGCCAUCCAUCCCCAUCAUCCUUUCUUCCCAUCCCCUCACCAUGAAGCGCUCCUCGAGUUACCGGCUGAUCUUGCUCGGACUGGCUUCCGCCUCUCUUCUAUCGAAUCUCGCCCAUGCCUUCUACCUCCCAGGCGUAGCCCCACACGAGUACGAGAAUGGGGAUGCAGUGCCACUCAUGGUCAACGCCCUCACCCCAGGAUCCGACAGCGAACUCAAGUCCGUCAUCCCCUUCGACUACUACGACCCACACUUUGGGUUCUGUGAACCCAGCCAGGGAGAAAAAGCCCAGGCGGAAUCCCUCGGCAGUAUCUUGUUUGGCGACCGUAUUUGGACAUCACCUUACGAGAUCCACAUGAACACCAGGGUUACCUGCAAGCAGCUUUGCAGCGUGGACGUGUCGCCAGAGCAGGCCCAAUUCAUCAAUGCACGUAUCCGGGAGAAUUACGCGGUCAACUGGCUGGUCGAUGGAUUGCCUGCAGGACAUGUGCGUCCCGGACGGGAACUCAACACUGAGGUUUACUCCAUCGGUUUCCCUCUCGGAGAAGAGGAUGGCAUGGCUACUCCCAAGCUGAACAACCAUUACGAGAUUGCGAUCGACUAUCACCACAACAUCCAAAAAGACACGCUGAGGGUUGUGGGUAUCGUAGUCCAGCCCAUGAGUAUCGCCAAGCCCGUGGUCGGCGAAGUUGUAUGCGGUGCCUUGCAGGCAGAACAAUCGACUCCGGUUUACUUGGCCGAAAAUAGGAUCACUCCAGUCGUCUAUACUUACUCUGUCGAGUGGAAGGAAGUGACUACUGCUUGGGCGACUCGAUGGGACAAAUAUCUGUUAGUGGGUGAGCCUCGAAUUCACUGGUUCAGCUUGGUCAACUCGAUCAUCAUCGUAUUGUUCCUGACGGGCAUGGUGGCAAUGAUUCUCUUGCGGGCCCUUCACAAGGACAUUUCUCGCUACAAUCAGCUGGAAGCACAGGAGGACAUCCAAGAGGAUUUUGGAUGGAAACUUGUCCAUGGCGAUGUCUUCCGCACGCCAUCUUAUCCGAUGCUGCUGUCUAUUAUCGUCGGAAACGGAUCUCAGAUGUUUUUGAUGGCUUCGGUUACGAUUGUGUUUGCAGCGCUCGGCUUCCUGUCUCCCUCGAACCGCGGAUCUCUUGCGACGAUGAUGAUCGUUUUUUACAUGUUCUUUGGGGUCGUAGCCGGGUUUGUGUCUGCCUGCAUGUACAAGAUGUUGGGAGGCGAGUCAUGGAAGAGCAACGUUAUUGGCACCGCAUUCUUAUUUCCCUCAAUCGUCUUUGGCGCGUUUGUGGCACUCAACUUUUUCUUGAUCGGUGCCAACUCAUCAGGAGCUGUCCCAUUCGGGACGAUGCUUGGGAUCGUCGCUCUCUGGUUCCUGGUGUCGACACCUCUUUCAGUCAUUGGAUCGUAUCUCGGAUUCCAGCGUCCUAAGGUCGAGCACCCCGUCCGGGCCAACCAGAUUCCACGCCAGAUUCCAGACCAGGUCUUUUACUUGCGUCCUAUUCCGUCGAUGCUGAUUGGAGGCAUCCUGCCAUUUGGGGCGAUCUUUAUUGAGCUGUACUUUAUCCUGAACUCAAUCUGGUUCCACAGGAUCUACUACGUGUUUGGGUUUUUGUUCCUGGUCUUUGGGAUCCUGAUCUUGACGUGCGCAGAGGUGACGAUUCUGAUGUGUUACUUCCAUCUGUGCGCGGAGGACUACCACUGGUGGUGGAGAGCAUUCUUUACGUCAGGAUCAUCGGCAUUUUACAUCUUUUUGUAUUCGGUGAUGUACUACUUUUCAACGCUGCAGAUCGGGUCGUUUACGUCGAUGGUGCUGUACUUUGGAUGGACGGCAAUUAUGAGUCUGAUGUUCUUUGUGCUCAGUGGGGCGAUUGGAUUCUUUUCGACGUUUGUCUUUGUGCGAAAGAUCUACGGCAGCAUCAAGAUUGAUUAAUCUACGCACUCGCGCCUAUAAAUGCACCUACACGUACAUCUACCUGCAUACACAUAUGCACCAAUGCGCACACGCGUAUACACACAACUCCAUGAGUCUCCGUGGAGCCAGAAGCGACUAGCUUUUAUCUUUUUCUUCUUCUUCUUAUUCCUCUUUUUCUUCGUCUUCUUCAUCUUCUUCUUCAUCUUCUUCUUCGUCUUCUUCAUUUUGUUCUUUUUCUCCUGGUAUGUAAUAAAGAUAGAAAGCG